AAAGUGGGACAUAUAUAUGAUCUAGGGCUUUCAUUCGUGGCGUAUCACUGUGCGGAGAAAACAGACGAUUUGUGCGGAGUAAUCACUGUGAAUUUUGAAUGGAGGAAUCGAUUCGUUUUUUCAAGCUUAACACCGGCGCCAGAAUACCGUCGGUUGGGCUCGGAACCUACCAGGCUGCUCCCGGAGAGGUUGGUGAGGCCAUCACCGCGGCGAUUAAGGAUACCGGCAUAUUGAUUGCUCCCCGUUAUAUGGCAACGAGAAGGAGAUUGUUCCAGAUUGGUGAUACCUUAAAGAAGCUAUUUGGAAGCGGUGUGGUGAGGCGUGAGGAGUUAUGGAUUACUUCUAAACUCUGGUGUUCGGACCAUGCUCCAGAUGAUGUGCCAUUGGCUUUGAGCAGAACUUUGAAUGAUUUGCAGCUUGACUAUGUUGAUCUUUAUCUGAUUCACUGGCCAGCCAGUUUGAAGAAAGGUUCUGUGGGAGUAAGACCAGAGAACCUUACUAAAGUUGAUAUACCUAGCACAUGGAAAGCAAUGGAAGCACUUUAUGAUGUUGGAAAGGCCCGAGCUAUUGGCGUUAGCAAUUUCUCUUGCAAGAAGCUGAUUGAUUUGUUGGAUGUGGCUCGCAUUCCUCCUGCUGUCAACCAGGUGGAGUGUCACCCUUCAUGGCAGCAACCACAGCUACAUUCACUCUGUAAAUCCCGAGGGGUUCACCUAUCAGGACAUCGCCCCCUCGGCUCCCCUGGCAAAGCUGGUCUGAAAACUGAAGUGCUUAAACAUCCAGUUCUGAUUUCAAUUGCUGAAAAACUGGGCAAGUCUCCAGCACAAAUUGCCUUGCGAUGGGGGUUGCAGAUGGGCCAUAGCUUGAUCCCAAAGAGCAGCAAUGAGAAGAGGAUCAAAGAAAAUUUUGAUGUGUUUGAUUGGUCCAUUCCAGAAGAUUUGUUUGCCCAAUUUUCUCAAAUUGAACAGGUGAGGCUAGUUUCAGGAAGUAUGUUUGUGCACGAGACAUUGGGCUCCUACAGAACCGAGCAAGAGCUCUGGGACGAUGAACUCUGAGUAGGAACUCAAUCUUGGCUUAUUAUUUGUAGCAAAAUGCUGCAUUAUUUGCACUCUGAUUCAUUUCCAAUUUUACUUGUGGACGAAUGAGACACUUUUAUUUAUUUCAAUAAAUAAAUUCACUGUGUGA
This is a messenger RNA of Andrographis paniculata, 1182 nucleotides long. RefSeq names its product NADPH-dependent aldo-keto reductase, chloroplastic-like. Gene Ontology annotation, cellular component: cytosol. The record is from RefSeq and is a predicted model, not a curated record. Gene Ontology annotation, molecular function: aldose reductase (NADPH) activity. Lineage: Eukaryota; Viridiplantae; Streptophyta; Magnoliopsida; Lamiales; Acanthaceae. The coding region runs from base 99 to 1052 and encodes 317 amino acids. The transcript has 7 exons.